AUGGAGGAUAAAUAUAUUGGAUUGGUCCUUGCGAUCACUUCUUCGCUCGCGAUUGGCAGCUCUUUCAUUCUCACGAAAAUGGGCUUGAACGCAGCAUCAGAACAGAAUAACUUCGAAGGUGCAGGCUACGAGUACCUGAAAAAUCCAAUCUGGUGGGGAGGAAUGGCCACCAUGGCUAUCGGGGAGGUGGCAAAUUUUGCUGCCUACACGUUUGCGCCUGCCAUCAUGGUAACACCAUUGGGAGCACUGUCUGUUAUCAUCGGGGCGAUUUUGGCAGCAGUCUUUUUAAAAGAGGAGUUGGGAACCUUGGGCAAGCUCGGAUGUACCGUGUGCUUGCUGGGAUCCGUCAUCAUCAUUUUACAUGCUCCCUCAGAUACGGAUAUUCAAACUGUGGAUGAAAUUCUCGGAUAUGCUAUGCAACCUGCAUUUCUCUGCUAUAUACUGUCCGUUGCCGUUUUCACGGCUUUCAUGAUCACUAAAGUGGUCCCCACACAUGGCACGAAAAACCCCAUGGUUUACAUUUCGAUCUGCUCUACAGUAGGAUCGAUUUCUGUGAUGUCAAUCAAAGCAUUUGGGAUAGCCUUAAAACUAACUUUAAGUGGAAACAACCAGUUUACGCAUUUUUCCACCUAUAUUUUCAUCGUCGUUGUAGCGGUUUGCAUCAUGACACAAAUGAAUUAUUUCAACAAGGCCCUUGAUCAGUUCGAUACUUCCAUUGUCAACCCUCUGUACUAUGUUACAUUCACGACUGCAACUCUUGUUGCGUCUUUCAUUCUGUUCCGCAAUUUCGAUCAAAGCGAUCAGAAGGAUUCGGUGUCGUUGGUAUGCGGGUUCAUUAUCAUUUUCACUGGAGUUUAUCUUUUGAAUCUGGCCAGGAAGAAAAACCACGACAAGCUAUUCAGUCAUCAGUCAGACGUUGAAAAUAUCCCGUUGGAUAACAACGUCGGCGGUUUCACGGUAAGAAAAUCUUUCCAAGGAACACACCAUAGGGUAGCGUCUCAAUCAUACCAAAGCGAAGAAAUGGUCCAUCUAACGAGAGAUGACCCAGACCUCGAUAGAUUCAAGGUUUGA
Molecule: messenger RNA, 1071 nt
Organism: Lachancea sp. 'fantastica'
Lineage: Eukaryota; Fungi; Ascomycota; Saccharomycetes; Saccharomycetales; Saccharomycetaceae
Source: the annotation of a GenBank genome assembly